AUGACCGGCUACCGGCCUCGGGAGCUUGCAGCCUGCAGUGAAGCCUUGGCGCGCCAAGCCGAAGAGUUCCUGUCUCGGCUCCAUUUGGACCUCCGAGGCGCCACGCGAAGCGAAGAAGCGAAGCCGUGGGUCCAGCUCCAGGGCUGGGACGUCGGCUGUAUUUUCAAGUUCCAGUCACAAGCCUUUGGGGAAUGUCAUUUGUACAACGCCAAAAGCCGCGCUUUUGACCAGUUCGCCGCAGGCCUCCCCACGACUUGCGGCUCAGCGCUGCUCACGCUGGUAGGCCUCGUCGUGGUGGACUGCUUCUUCUACGCUGGGCUUCUCGUGCUGCCCUACGGCAUCGUGGUGGAGAUCCUGGCCUUUUGGAAUGUGGCCUUCAGGGGCAACCGCUUCGAGUACGUGACCGCCACCAAGGCACAUGCGGACGGCGCCGGCGCGGGCUCGCCGUCCGGAGUGCCGAUGAGGCCACUCAGACGCUGA
This is a messenger RNA of Effrenium voratum, 480 nucleotides long. The record is from the annotation of a GenBank genome assembly. NCBI's taxonomy places the organism in Eukaryota, Dinophyceae, Suessiales, Symbiodiniaceae.